AUGAACGCAAUUUCUGUGGAUAAUAAUGAUGGGUCAGACGAACAGUCACAUGUGGAGCAGCAUCCUCAUGCCGAUAAUGACCAUUAUGAAGACUCAACACAAAAGCCAUCCGAUUCAGCAAGAUCUGACGCUAUUACAAAGAACAUAAAGGAAUCAUCAAUGACUGCAACAGCUUUAAAAUAUUCAUGCUGGACAAGACAUCGAUCUUCAACAGCUGUGGGUGCAUUUGCUCUGUUCACAGCGAUAGCAAUGACAAUUGGUGUACUGACAGUUUAUUUCACUAUACCAAAACCGACGGUACAACAGUGUGGCCAUCGAUUCAAACCGACGAUUCCAAAGCCGGUUGAAUAUCAGUAUGGUCCUCGAUCUGUUGCCAUCGGCGAUUUCAACAGUGAUACAUUUCUUGAUAUGGUUAUUGCUAAUCACCUAGUGAACAAAAUAGUUGUUUAUUUGGGAGAUGGGAACGAUGCUUUUGCAACUCACACUACAUAUGCAACUGGUCCCUACUCUAGUCCCUACAUGGUCGUAGUGGAUGAUUUCAAUAAUGACUAUCACUUGGACAUUGCAGUGGCAAAUUUCAAAACUAAUAAUAUUGGUAUUUUCUAUGGGUUCGGAAACGGAUCGUUCGAAAAUCAAAUCGAGUUUUCUACAGGCUCAUCUCGUCCAAUAGCUAUUAUUGCUGUUGAUUUCAACAAUGACUCCCUAGUUGACAUUGCCACCGCCAACUUUGGAAGUCAUAAUAUUAGUAUAUUGUAUGGUUGCGGUAACAGAAAGUUUUCGAAACCAAUUACGUAUUCAACCGGUUAUGACUCUCUUCCAUCCUCACUAGCAGCUGGCGAUUUCAAUAACGACAAUUAUUUAGACAUCGCUGUCGGUAAUUAUGGCACAGAUAAUGUUGGCAUAUUUUUUGGAAAUAUUAAGAGAACUUUUGAAGAACAAAUGAUCUUUUCCACUGGAUUUGGUUCUCAUCCAUACUCUAUUGCAGUUGGCUACUUGAAUGCCGACGAAUUUCUCGAUAUAGCCGUGAGUAAAUCUGGAAGUCGCCAAAUAGGUGUACUAAUGAAUAAUGGUAAUGGCAUCUUUACGAAUCACGCCAUCUACUCUCUCGGCUCUGCUUCUCCAUACGCGAUUGGUGUUGAAGAUUUCAAUGAAGAUCAACGAUUGGACAUUGUUUUCACUAGUAGUGGUGUUGCAAAUACAGAUGUACUUUUCGGCUUUGGAAAUGGUAGUUUUGACAAUCCGAUCAUGUAUUCAACUGGAUCCUCUUCUUCGAUUUCCAUGGCGAUAGGUGACCUGAACAGGGAUCGUCGGUUAGAUGUUAUUAUCGUGAAUAAUGAUACCGGUAGCAUCGAUAUACUCUUUGGUCGAUAUGCUGCUUUUCUUAAUCAAAAAAAGUAUUCAGUUGGCUUCUCUCCAUACUCUGUAGCUAGCGGUGAUUUCAAUAACGACACUCGACCAGACAUAGUUGUCGCCAACCAAGGAAGUGCUGAUGUGAGCAUCCUUCUUGGCAAUGGGAAUGGCUCGUUUGCAGAUCAAACAAGGUAUUCAGUUGGUCGUAAUCCACAAUCUGUAGCUAUUGGUGAUUUCAACAACGACACUCGACUAGAUAUAGUUGUCGCCAACGCGCGUACCAAUGAUGUGAGCAUCCUUCUUGGCAACGGGAAUGGCUCGUUUGCAAAUCAAACACGUUAUUCAGUUGGCUUUUUUCCACGGUUUGUAGCUGUUGGUGAUUUCAACAGCGACACUCGACCAGACAUGGUUGUCGCCAACCAAGGUAGUGAUGAUGUGAGCAUCCUUCUUGGCAACGGGAAUGGCUCGUUUGCAGAUCAAACAAGGUAUUCAGCUGGUUCUGGUCCAUCCUCUGUAGCUAUUGGUGAUUUCAACAACGACACUCGACUAGAUAUAGUUGUCGCCAAUCAGUAUAGCAAUGAUGUGAGCAUCCUUCUUGGCAAUGGGAAUGGCUCGUUUGCAGAUCAAACAAGGUAUUCAGUUGGUUCUGAUCCAUGCUCUGUAGCUAUUGGUGAUUUCAAUAACGACACUCGACUAGACAUAGCUGUCGCCAACUAUGCUAGCUUUGAUGUGAGCAUCCUUCUUGGAUCUGACUAUGUGGUAUUUGAAAAGGAAACGACACUCAUGACUGGAAAUGGGUCUCGACCUAAAUCCAUGGUAUCUAGCGAUUUUAACAAUGACGGUUUAAUGGAUAUUGCGGUGAUCAAUUCAGACAACAAUGACGUCGGUGUGUUUCUUUCAUGUGGUAUUAGAUGUUUCACACACAGAAUGAUUUAUUCAACUCAUCCAUAUUUAUCAGUGUGCUCUAUAGCUGCAGGUGAUUUCAACAAUGAUAUGCAAAUGGAUGUUGUUUUCGCUAGUUGUGAUUCGGCUAUUGUUGGCGUUUUCUUUGGUCAUGGUAACGGCUCUUUGGCAAAUCUCACUACGUUUCCUAUCGAUUCACCAUCGUCUCAAUACUCUCUUGCUGUUGGCGACUUUAACGACGAUGCCAUAUUAGACAUUAUCAUAGCGAACUUUGACUACAGCUAUCUCGAUGUUCUUCAUGGUCAUGGCGAUGGCACAUUUGCAAGCAUUAUCUUUGUUCCAUUAAGCUAUGGAGCUCAUCCGUUCUCUGUCGUGGUUGGAGAUUUUGAUAAUGACCGAAAACUAGAUUUUGCCGUCGCUAAUAUGGGUACUGACAGCCUGAGCAUUUUCUUACAGACUUGCUAA
Adineta ricciae is the source of this 2718-nucleotide messenger RNA. The record is from the annotation of a GenBank genome assembly. NCBI's taxonomy places the organism in Eukaryota, Metazoa, Rotifera, Eurotatoria, Adinetida, Adinetidae.